ACAGUUUUCUUAUUACAGAACGCAAAAACAAAAAUCAAAAAUCAAAAAAUUCCAUACAGCCAAAAACAAAACAAAAAAAAUGAGUUUCUUAUUUGGCAAAAAGAAAACCCCCGCCGAGCUGUUAAGGGAAAAUAAGAGGAUGAUGGACAAAUCAAUUAGAGAAAUAGAAAGGGAGAGACAAGGUUUACAAGCUCAAGAAAAGAAGCUAAUUGUGGAGAUUAAAAAGAAUGCUAAACAAGGCCAAAUGGGAGCUGUGAGAGUAAUGGCGAAGGAUCUUAUUAGAACGCGGCAUCAGAUUGAGAAGUUUUAUAAGCUUAAGUCUCAACUUCAGGGUGUGGCUUUAAGAAUACAGACUCUGAAAUCAACUAAUGCAAUGGGGGAGGCCAUGAAAGGUGUGACGAAGGCAAUGGGCCAGAUGAAUAGGCAGAUGAACUUACCAUCCCUGCAGAAGAUAAUGAUGGAAUUCGAGAGGCAGAAUGAAAAGAUGGAAAUGGUCACCGAGGUGAUGGGCGAUGCUAUGGAUGACGCUUUGGAAGGAGAUGAUGAAGAAGAAGAAACAGAAGAGCUUGUAAAUCAGGUUCUUGAUGAGAUUGGAAUCAAUAUCAAUAAUGAGCUGGUGAAUGCUCCCUCAGGCUCUGUCGCUGCGCCAGCUGCAAAGGACAAGGUUGCUCAAGCUGAAUCGACUGGAACUCACGGCGAGGGUGGGAUAGAUGAGGAUUUACAGGCGAGAUUAGAUAAUUUGAGAAAGAUGUAGAAUAAGGUUUAUAUUAGCUGUAUAGAUGGUAUAAUGGCAAAGACAAGCAUUAGACUUCUAUUUUGUUGAUAGUACGUUUCUUGCUUCCGAUAAUUAUUUUUUCCCAA
Mercurialis annua (annual mercury) is the source of this 861-nucleotide messenger RNA. Its product is annotated as vacuolar protein sorting-associated protein 2 homolog 1-like. The transcript has 5 exons. Gene Ontology annotation, cellular component: multivesicular body; ESCRT III complex. The record is from RefSeq and is a predicted model, not a curated record. Gene Ontology annotation, biological process: late endosome to vacuole transport; protein transport; endosome transport via multivesicular body sorting pathway. NCBI's taxonomy places the organism in Eukaryota, Viridiplantae, Streptophyta, Magnoliopsida, Malpighiales, Euphorbiaceae. The coding region runs from base 80 to 754 and encodes 224 amino acids.